AUGUUCCUCGCUGCCGCCGCGUGCCCUUACUUUGCUCCUAAACCUUACAUUAAAUCUCUUCAGAACGCAUUCAUGAUUGUUGGAUUCCCCCUUGUUGGAGUUUCAGCAUCUCUCGACGCUCUUAUGGAUAUAGCUGGAGGAAAAGUGAACAUCCAUGUGUUGAUGGCACUUGCUGCUUUUGCUUCCGUGUUUAUGGGCAACGCUCUUGAAGGAGGAUUGCUUCUUGCCAUGUUCAAUCUUGCUCAUAUCGGUCAGAACUCGAAUUUAUCCAAGGAUUUGGGAUAUGGCUUUGAUAAUGCUUUCAUGGCGCUCAUAAGUUUGAGCCUUUGUCUUGUCGUUGUUUCUGCAGCCGAGGAGUUCUUCACUAGUCGGUCAAUGGUGGAUGUUAAAGAGUUGAAGGAGAGUAAUCCAGAUUCCGCACUGUUGAUAGAAGUGGAAAAUGGAGAUGUUCCAAACAUUUCUGAUCUAUCAUACAAAAGCGUUCCUGUGCACAGUGUAGAAGUUGGAUCCUAUAUUUUGGUUGGAACUGGUGAGAUUGUUCCUGUAGAUUGCGAAGUAUACCAAGGUAGUGCUACCAUAACAAUUGAGCACUUGACUGGGGAAAUCAAGCCAUUGGAGGCAAAAGCUGGUGAUAGAGUGCCUGGUGGUGCAAGAAAUUUGGAUGGUAGAAUGAUUGUGAAGGCUACAAAGGCAUGGAAUGAGUCGACGCUUAACAGGAUUGUACAGCUGACAGAGGAGGCACACUCUAAUAAACCCAAACUUCAGAGAUGGCUGGAUGAGUUUGGGGAGAAUUACAGCAAGGUGGUGGUUGUUUUGUCACUUGCUAUUGCCUUCCUAGGUCCAUUUUUGUUCAACUGGCCUUUUCUCAGCACCACAGCAUGCAGAGGAUCUGUCUACAGAGCAUUGGGACUUAUGGUGGCUGCAUCACCAUGUGCUUUGGCUGUUGCUCCAUUGGCUUAUGCUACUGCUAUUAGUUCCUGUGCAAAAAAGGGAAUAUUGCUGAAAGGUGCACAAGUUCUAGAUGCUCUCGCUUCUUGCCAUACAGUUGCUUUUGACAAAACUGGGACCUUAACAACCGGCGGCCUUACUUGCAAAGCAAUUGAACCCAUUUAUGGGCACCAAGGAGGCAAUCAUUUAAGUGUAACAACUUGCUGCGUUCCAAAUUGCGAAAAAGAAGCUCUUGCCGUAGCGGCUGCUAUGGAGAAGGGCACCACGCAUCCUAUUGGAAGAGCGGUGGUAGACCACAGUGUGGGGAAGGACCUCCCUUCUAUUUUUGUUGAAAGCUUCGAAUAUUUUCCUGGUAGAGGCCUUACUGCUACCGUAAAUGGUGUUGAGUCAGUAGCUGAAGAGAGGAGAUUACGAAAAGCAUCACUUGGCUCUAUAGAGUUCAUUACGUCGCUCUUCAAAUCAGAAGAUGAGUUGAAACAGAUCAAGGAUGCUGUAAACGCCUCUUUGUACGGAAAUGAUUUUGUUCAUGCCGCUCUUUCUGUUGAUCAAAAGGUAACAUUGAUUCACCUCGAAGAUCAGCCUCGUCCAGGGGUAUCAGGAGUUAUAGCAGAACUUAAAAGCUGGGGCCGACUCCGAGUAAUGAUGUUAACUGGGGACCAUGAUUCAAGUGCUUGGAGAGUUGCAAACGCAGUGGGUAUAACUGAAGUCUACUGUAACCUGAAGCCAGAAGAUAAGCUAAAUCAUGUAAAGAACAUCGCUCAAGAUGCAGGAGGAGGUUUAAUCAUGGUAGGAGAAGGGAUCAAUGAUGGUCCAGCCUUAGCAGCAGCAACAGUCGGGAUUGUUCUUGCUCAACGUGCUAGUGCCACUGCAAUUGCUGUUGCUGACAUCUUACUGCUUCGGGACAACAUCACCGGUGUUCCCUUCUGUGUUGCUAAAUCCCGCCAAACAACAUCACUGGUAAAGCAAAAUGUGGCUCUUGCAUUGACAUCGAUAUUCUUAGCCGCUCUUCCCUCGGUUUUAGGGUUUCUUCCAUUGUGGUUGACGGUACUUCUUCAUGAAGGCGGGACUCUUCUCGUAUGCCUAAACUCGGUACGCGGUCUGAACGAUCCAUCGUGGUCGUGGAAACAAGACAUAGCUCAUCUAAUCAGCAAGUUAAGCUCACGAGAACCCACCAGUAGCUACAACAGUUUAAGCUCUGUAGAGCCUGCACAUUAG
Messenger RNA from Thlaspi arvense, 2163 nucleotides. The record is from the annotation of a GenBank genome assembly. Lineage: Eukaryota; Viridiplantae; Streptophyta; Magnoliopsida; Brassicales; Brassicaceae.